Penicillium manginii is the source of this 1737-nucleotide messenger RNA. Its product is annotated as Zn(II)2Cys6 transcription factor. Gene Ontology annotation, cellular component: nucleus. The transcript has a single exon. NCBI's taxonomy places the organism in Eukaryota, Fungi, Ascomycota, Eurotiomycetes, Eurotiales, Aspergillaceae. Bases 1 to 1737 code for a protein of 578 amino acids. Gene Ontology annotation, biological process: positive regulation of transcription by RNA polymerase II. Gene Ontology annotation, molecular function: DNA-binding transcription factor activity, RNA polymerase II-specific; transcription cis-regulatory region binding; zinc ion binding. The record is from RefSeq and is a predicted model, not a curated record.
AUGGAACACCAACAAAGAAAAAGCGACCGCAAGAUAUCUCCCCGUUCCCAACAUGGAUGCACAAAUUGCCGCCGGAGCAAGGUCAAAUGCGACGAGAACAAGCCAAUUUGCACCCGAUGCUGGCAGAAAGACCUGCAGUGUUCGAGUAACUUUCAACUCAAAUGGGAGUCAACUUACCGUGAUCGUGGUAUCGCCUUUGGCAGGACUGGACUCUGGGGCAAAAAUGCACCCAAAAAUCGACAGACUCCAACGCGCUCGACAGAGUCAGGUCCAACCUCCCAGGAGGAGGCGACAUGGCUUGCGACUCCGACUAUUCAACCCUGGACAUUUCUCAAUAGCGAUAUGUCCUUAAUCCGCCGAAUUUAUGAUGAAGAGCAAGGCCAUACCCAGCGAGAGCUUUUACCGGCCUUUGAUGUCAAAUUGGCAAUUGGCGAGCAAGAGCCUCGUGGGAAAAUUCUAUCACCCUCGAGCCCAAUUUCUCCUUCGUGUCUGUCUGAGCAGACCCUCCCAUCAUCUCUAUCGAUCUUUCCAUCACUGGAUGAGAUUGGAAACCGAUCAUUGUUCGACUACUAUAUCAAUCACAUAUGCCCUCGUACAGUACAUAGCCCUCUUUCGCAAUCGCCAUUUGCAUCGGUUAUACUUCCUUAUUGCGUCUCAGCGACGCCCACAGUUCUACGCGCAAUCCAGGCGCUGGCCGCCUGCCACUGGGCCCAAUACGACCCCCAAUAUACCAAUAUCAGUCUGCAAUUAAAGUCACGAGUUCUCAGAGAGUUCCGGAAACGAAUCAGUUCUGACGGGGGCGCUGUAUUGGAAUCGGACCCUGAAAUCUUGGUAAUUGUGAUGUUUCUAUGUCUUUUCGAUAUCGUGGAUUACUGCAAUAGUCAAUGGAUCGUUCAUCUGCAAGGAGCGAAAGAUAUCAUUCGACUUCGAAGACGACAGCAGAUCUUGGCUAGCGGAAAUGCAGACCCGCGGCAAGACGAAGUAUCCUCGUUUGUGGAGCUUUUCUUUGCUUUCCAAGACGUUAUGGGGCGGACUGCUUGCGCGAAAGCAGACCUUUUCGGGCCACGAUACUGGGACGAAACGGAUACAACAAUUAAUCCCUGGAUGGGGUGCAGUCCUGCGCUUGUCUCGAUAUUGUUCUCGGUUAUGGAUCUUAGUCGGUCACGACGGUCUAUGUUCUUGAGUGAUGACCAGAUUAUAUUUGAGACUAGAGCUGCCACGUUGAAAGACAGGCUCCAAAAGCUUGAACAAAAGCCCCGUACCAAUGAAAGUGACCAGACGAUUCCUAGAAUUGCCGAAGUGAAGAGACUCACUUGUAUGGUCUUUCUGAAAUGCGCGUUGUAUGGCGGGCGGCCGUCAGACACGGAGAUCAAGACUUUGGUCAGGAAGAUAAUAAUGGAGAUUCAAGAGCUAGUAGCCCUGGAAGCAGUCUGCCAACUUAUUUGGCCUCUUUUCGUUGCUGCUGUAGAGCUGGAUCCGCUUGACAUUGAACUUUUUCCCAACCCACAAGAUGGAUAUGUGACUAAUGGGAGAAGGCUUGUAUUGGAAUUACUCGAAACAAUGGCCAUGAGCAGUGUCUCGAGUGUUCAUCGGACGCGCGUGGUUAUUGAACAGGUUUGGAACUCUCGAGACUUUAGCGUAUCAAAGUCUCCGGAAACCGUACGAGCGUCUACCAUGGAUUUAAACGACUGGGAGCAAUACGUUGUACCAGUGAGCGAUGCUUUGAGCUUGGUAUAG